AUGGGAAGUAAUGUCAGCAAACCGCAACCAGCAAAUCCCGAGGAUAGCGUCUUCUCUCUUUCAAAUGUUCUUCAAGAACAAAUGAUAAAGGAAUACAAUGAUGAACAAGUUGUAAAACUUUUCGGCAAGCAGAUUGAAAGAUUGGGAGAACAGAAAGCGACUUUGGUGAAAGAGACGGUGGAGCAGAGGGGAAUCCUGAAACAGCACAUGAAUGCAUUCAGGGAACAGAAUGAAGAGAUCCAAAAGAAAUUAGACCAAGAUGCAGAACAAUUCGAAGACCGCUUCUCUGACAUAGCAAAUGUUGUCGACUACGAUUCAGAAAGACUCGAAAAGAAGUUUCUUACAAAAGGCGACCUCAAACAUUCGCUAUCAACGACUCCAUGUUCCACUGAGCGUGCAAACGUUGCUAUGUGUUUGCAGCACCGAAACACGUCGGCUUGCAAUGAAUUCAUAGAGCUGUUUUCGACAUGCUCAAACAAAUCCAUUGCUCACGAGUAG
Cylindrotheca closterium is the source of this 498-nucleotide messenger RNA. The record is from the annotation of a GenBank genome assembly. Lineage: Eukaryota; Bacillariophyta; Bacillariophyceae; Bacillariales; Bacillariaceae.